Molecule: messenger RNA, 3562 nt
Organism: Meriones unguiculatus (Mongolian gerbil)
Lineage: Eukaryota; Metazoa; Chordata; Mammalia; Rodentia; Muridae
Gene: Isyna1
Product: inositol-3-phosphate synthase 1
Exons: 11
Coding region: 1812-3482 (556 amino acids)
Biological process (GO): inositol biosynthetic process; phospholipid biosynthetic process
Cellular component (GO): cytoplasm
Molecular function (GO): inositol-3-phosphate synthase activity
Source: RefSeq, a predicted model, not a curated record
AAGCAAGAGCGACGUGCGGUGACGCAUGCCUUGAAAGCCUUUAAUCUCAGCACUCUGGAGGCAGAGGGAUCUCUGAGUUCAAGACCAGCCUGGUCUACAGAGAGCCAAGGCAAGCCAAGCCAAGGUUACACAGAAACCUGGCUCAAAAAACAAACCAGUGAUUGUAGCCAGGUGUGUGUGGUGCUGCAGGCUUUUAAUCUCAGCACUCAGGGAGGCAGAGGCAGGGGGAAUUCUGUGAGUUUGAGGCCACCCUAGUCAACAGAGUGAGUUUCUAGGACAGCCAAAGCUACACAGCUUUGAAAAACAAAAGACAAACGAGGUGAUGUGCCUUUUACAGCUGCCAGUCCAGCCAGCACCCGAAGCCACGGAGGCUGAGGGUAGGCUCACCACCGUCAGCCCCUGGGUCCAAGCAGACAGCACAGGCUGGGCUUGAGCUCAAGGUAGAGUCUCGGCAUGUUUGUUUUCAAAGGGAAGAGCCAGAGGCAGCCCCAACGGAGGAGGGCCUGCCUCUAAGCCUUGGCGGGACUUCUGACAGAAGUUCUGAGAGGGCGGGCUGAAGGAGAGUUGGCGCUGCUGGGCCGCUGUGUACCCAUCACCUGGGAACAGAGUGGCCAUGCUCUUCCAUUGGUCUCCUGGAGCCCAGGGCUGACCCCUGUUCCCAGGGCCCUUCCAGCCAGAACUACCGUUCUGCCCCAUCUCCCUUGCUCUAGGAUGUCGGCCAGGAGGCACCUUCUGGGGACUGAGUUUUCUCUCCUUGGCCUUUCCGGCUGCCCAGCACUGAGCCCCUUGCCCAGUCAAUGUCCCAAUCGCAGCCUUUCAGCCUCAGCCUGCCAAAUGCUGCAAUGACAGGUGCCGGCCACCAAGACCGUUUCAUUACCGUAAAGAGACUAAUUAUAUCAUCUGCCAUUUCUAUUGAAGUAAACCAUCGAAGACAGAAGAGAGCCAGCAGCCUUUAUGUGCAGCCUGGCUCCCCACGAUGGUCCUCUGCCCGCAGGUCGGCCCCACCUGCAUCUCCCUGAGUUUUACUUCGGAGAAUGCAGGGCACUCUGCUCGUAGUUCUCCCUUAACAGCCUUCUCUUCACACAUCAAAUGCCCUCCCAGCAACCUCCUCCUCUGGGAACCCGGCCUGGGUCUCUUCACCGAGAUGAGCUCGGUCCCCCUUUCUGCUCCUUCCCUUUGGAGCUGGUUCAGGUUAUCUAAAACAACGACCAAAAAAAUCUUGGCACCCACAAAAUGUGGCCCCUUUCUCCCUUCCGUGCAGACAUUGCGGACAGUCCACCUUUUUGGCCUAGCUCCAACGGUGGAAAGUUUCCGCUAGGAGGAGGCCGCUUGUUUUGGAAAGUUCUGGGGUCGCCUCCCCCGCCUGCAGCCGGGUUCCCACGUUCCUUAUCGCUGUGCCUGCCCAGGGGGAGGCCACGCAGGCAUGGCCAUCCUGUCCCCUCCCCUCGGCCAGGCCGUGCUGGCCAGUGCUCCAGGCUGGGGGGUUGGGAGCUGGCGGGGCCUGCAGGCGCGCAGCGCAGCUUCCAGGUCCUGGGCCCCCGCAAAGGCCCCUCAACCAGCUACGCCCCGCCCUCCCGGCGGUGGCCGGCGCUCAUUGGCUGCCACGUGACGGUACAAGGAUGCCCAGCGAGCCAAUGCGCACGCCUCUUCCGGCCACCUGGGGCCGGAGCACCUCGAACCUAGGCUGUAAGCCACGCCCAUCGUGGGCGUGGUCUGGGCGUGGCCUCAGCGCUUUUCUCUCCUGCCCGCGCGCCCUGUGGUCCGCGCUGUUACCCACCGCCGUCUGAGCUGACGCCAAGCCGCUCGCCACGAUGGAGCCCGCCGCGGAGAUCCUGGUGGAAAGCCCGGACGUGGUCUACAGCCCCGAGGCCAUCGAGUCGCGCUAUGAGUACCGGACCACUCGCGUCAGCCGCGAGGGCGCCGUGCUGCGGGUGCAGCCCACGACUACUCGCUUCACCUUCCGCACCGCCCGGCAGGUGCCCCGGCUCGGGGUCAUGCUGGUAGGCUGGGGCGGGAACAACGGCUCCACGCUCACAGCGGCGGUACUGGCCAACCGGCUGCGCCUGACCUGGCCCACGCGCACCGGUCGCAAGGAGGCAAACUAUUACGGCUCGUUGACCCAGGCGGGCACCGUGAACCUGGGUCUGGAUGGGAACGGCCGGGAAGUGUUUGUGCCCUUCACCACGCUGCUGCCCAUGGUGGCCCCCAACGACCUGGUGUUUGACGGCUGGGAUAUCUCCUCGCUGAACCUGGCCGAGGCGAUGAGGCGCGCGCAGGUCCUGGACUGCGGCCUGCAGGAGCAGCUCUGGCCCCACAUGGAGAACCUGCGUCCGCGGCCCUCCGUCUACAUUCCCGAGUUCAUCGCCACCAACCAGACCGCGCGUGCGGACAACCUCAUCCCUGGCACACGUGCGCAGCAGUUGGAACAGAUCCGGAAGGACAUUCGAGACUUCCGGUCCAGCGCAGGAUUGGACAAGGUCAUCGUGCUGUGGACGGCCAACACAGAGCGCUUCUGCGAGGUGGUCCCGGGUCGCAAUGACACCGCCGAAAACCUGCUGCGUACCAUCCAGCUUGGCCUAGAGGUGUCACCGUCCACACUCUUUGCCGUGGCCAGCAUCCUAGAGGGCUGCGCCUUCCUCAACGGGUCCCCCCAGAACACACUGGUGCCCGGCGCCCUGGAGCUGGCUUCUCAGCGCCACGUGUUCGUGGGUGGCGACGACUUCAAAACAGGCCAGACAAAGGUCAAGUCUGUCCUGGUAGACUUCCUCAUCGGCUCUGGCCUCAAGACCAUGUCCAUCGUGAGCUACAACCACCUGGGCAACAACGACGGGCAGAACCUGUCCGCCCCGCUGCAGUUCCGCUCCAAGGAGGUGACGAAGAGCAGCGUGGUGGAGGACAUGGUUCAGAGCAACCGUGUGCUCUACGCACCUGGAGAGGAGCCAGACCACUGCGUGGUGAUCAAGUACGUGCCGUACGUGGGGGACAGCAAGCGCGCACUGGAUGAGUACACCUCCGAGCUGAUGCUUGGCGGGACCAACACCCUGGUGCUCCACAACACCUGUGAGGACUCGCUCCUGGCCGCGCCCAUCAUGCUGGACCUCGUGCUGCUCACGGAGCUGUGUCAGCGCGUGAGCUUCUUCACUGACUCGGACCCCGAGCCUCAGGGCUUCCACCCUGUGCUGUCCGUGCUCAGCUUCCUCUUUAAGGCCCCCCUGGUGCCCCCUGGCAGCCCGGUGGUGAAUGCGCUCUUCCGCCAGCGUAGCUGUAUCGAGAACAUUCUCAGGGCCUGUGUGGGCCUCCCGCCCCAGAACCACAUGCUGUUAGAGCACAAGAUGGAGCGCCCAGGCCCGGGCAUCAACCCCGAGAUGGCGGCCACCAACCCACUGCCCAGCAAGAAGGAGGCCACACCUGCUGCCACCAAUGGCUGCACCGGGGAUGCCAACGGGCACACACAGGCGCCGGCAGAGGUGUCCACCGCUUGAACCAGGCGAUCCUUCUAUCUCCACCCCCUUAACCACUCUACUCCGACCUUGCCCAAGAGAACAAUAAAGGGUCCUUGGCA